Messenger RNA from Psilocybe cubensis, 1767 nucleotides. RefSeq lists its product as uncharacterized. Gene Ontology annotation, cellular component: endomembrane system; membrane. The transcript has 16 exons. The coding region runs from base 1 to 1767 and encodes 588 amino acids. Lineage: Eukaryota; Fungi; Basidiomycota; Agaricomycetes; Agaricales; Agrocybaceae. The record is from RefSeq and is a predicted model, not a curated record.
AUGCCUGAACCUGCCCCCCGGACGGCUCAGGAUGAGCGUGAAGAGACUGGCUUCCAGACAAUUAUCAGGAUUGGCCAGGCAACUACCAAAUUCCUUUCGAGUAAUCCUGCGAAUACACCUCCGACUGCACCUACUGUUGUGGAUUCGAAUGGGCAACAUAUCCCACCGACUACUCCUGUUGAUCCAUCGUCGCUUCCACCUACUACUAUAACUCCAUAUUGGCCUCUUGGUUUAAGCCUCGAUAUGCACGUAUAUUUUUCGACUUCAUCUACGCCCGACGUAUUCUCGAAAUGGACCUCAGAACACCGAACAGACAAAGACCACAACCUACCUCAUUUUGUAUGGAAUAAUAUCACCUAUGGAGACUAUAAUGAUCAUCGAGUAAUUGAUUUCGAUGUCAAAUUUCCCGAGUCGGUUUUGAGGAAUGGCUCAUUGUGGGCGGACAUUGUUCUGACCAGAGAUGGCGCGAGUAUAGACCCACGGAGUCCAAAGUUUGACCCUGAACGCGUGCACCAUGUUCGAAAGCUAUUGACGCCCUAUCUACCUCGGCAGAAAGUCCGCAAAGAAAAGAACUUGUUGAGUUCUGAUGAUAACAUUGAGGUAGAAGUAGAAGAGCCUGAUGUGAUUGCUCCCCACUGGCACCAAAAUAUUACUUUAGCACUAAUAUCAGAUGCAGCUGAAGUUCCAUUCGGAAAACUUCCUCCUCCUGUUGCGGAACAUAUCCACCUGAUUCCUGACAAGAGGGACUCCACCGGAACAAAGGCUUUCUACAGGCCCAUUAUAUUCCCAAAUGAAUUUUGGCAUCUUCGAUCCCACUACGUUCAAAUAAAUGAAACCACACCAUCGCUUCCAGUCCGAAUUACAUACCAACCUAUGUCAUACAUGAAGUUCCAGAUAUUUGCCUCUAUGACGCAUGGGUUUAAUGAAGCGGCCAAACAACAAGGCCAGGCUUCUGGUGCCGAACUCGAUGAGGUCAAGAGGAUGCUUUUGGAGACAAACCCAUGGUUCUUGGCAUUAACCGGUCUCGUCAGCCUUUUGCAUGUCGUGUUUGAAAUGCUGGCUUUCAAGUCGGACGUUACUCAUUGGCGCGCAAAGAAAGAAAUGGUCGGUGUCUCUGUACGCCUCGUACAGAUUGUCACCAAUGUAUUCGUGCAACUCGUCAUACUAUUAUAUCUCAUUGACAACAAUGAGAAUACGAGCUGGAUGAUUCUCAUGGGCUCCGGAAUGGGUGUCAUAAUAGAGGCAUGGAAGAUCACGAAAGCCGUGGAUAUCAAAGUUAUUCCCAGCACAGCAGGGUCCCUUCUGCCCUAUAAAUUGGAAAUCACAGACAAGCACGUUCUGAGCGAGGACGAAAAGAAAACACAGGAGUAUGACCGAUUGGCGUUCCGCUAUGUGUCCUACGUGGCGAUACCCCUGCUUGCGGGAUACACUGUCUAUUCACUUGUGUACGAGUCUCACAGGGGAUGGUACAGUUUCGUAAUAUCGACUCUGACCUCAUUUGUGUAUAUGUUUGGCUUCGCCCAGUUGAUCCCCCAAUUAAUCAUUAACUAUAAACUCAAGAGUGUGGCGCACAUGCCUAUGAAGGCAAUGGUUUUGCAUCAAGAUGCCAUUCCUGCAUCGUUUGGCCUGUUUCCGCCGCUGACAGAUCACACACAGCGUUGGAUAUAUCGUAUUGACCCGAAUCGAGUAAACGAAUACGGACAGGUUCUAGCUGCAGAUGUUGCCGCUGUUGACGGCGAGGAGAUGGAGAGCAAAAAGAAUAAGUAG